CGCUGCCCAGCGGGUGAGGCGCAGCGGCGCGGGCGAGGAUGUGGUUCAUGUACGCGCUGAGCUGGCUCGCGCUCCUCAUCCAGGCCGCGUUCGUCACCCUCGGCAUCGCGGCUGGCUUGUACUACUUGGCGGAGCUCAUUGAAGAGUACACGGUCGCGACCCGCCGGAUCAUCAAAUACAUGAUCUGGUUCUCCACGGCCGUGCUGGUUGGCUUGUAUCUCUUUGAGCACUUCCCGGGCCUCGUGGUAGGCGUGGGCCUCUUUACCAACCUGGUGUACUUUGGAUUGCUGCAGACCUUCCCUUUCAUCAUGCUGACCUCCCCAAACUUCAUCCUGUCCUGCGUGCUGGUUGUGCUGAAUCACUAUCUGGCGUUCCAGUAUUUUGCAGAAGAGUAUUACCCCUUCUCAGAGGUUCUCGCUUAUUUCACCUUCUGCCUCUGGCUCAUCCCCUUUGCCUUCUUCGUUUCCUUGUCGGCUGGCGAAAACGUGCUGCCUUCCACAGUGCAGCCUGGAGACGAUGUGGUAUCCAACUACUUCACGAAAGGGAAGCGGGGGAAGCGUUCGGGCAUCCUCCUUGUCUUCUCCUUCAUCAAGGAAGCCAUCCUGCCAAGCCGACAGAAGAUGUACUGAUCUCGCCCCCGCCCCGGUUGGUCUUCUGGCCACAGACGAGCCCUCCUCCCAAAGCGGCUGGCAUUUCUGAGCCCCGGUGUUCCCCUCGCCCGUAUGUCAGUCUGUUUGGGUGACCCAACAAGGAAAGAUGCUGGCCGUCCCCAUGGCGUGGGGAGCCGGUCCUUCAGGCCCCUCUCUUCCCUGUAGGCGGCUUGUGGAGGGGAAGAGGCCGAGGAGGUGACCCUCUCUCCCACCCUCUGAGCGGGGCCCUGUGAUGAGCUCUUUGCGUUCUUUUAAGCCAGGCACUUCAUUCCUUCGUGGAAGGAAGGGAUACACAAUUUAACAAGCCGAUCCACUGCCAGACUUCUUCCAGAGGCUCUCUUUUGAGGAAUCUGUCGAGAAACAAGGGACCGAGCGGGCUUCUUGAGGCAAGUCCGUGUUCUGCAUUUGCUGAAGUAAACCGUGGUCUCUGGCCGGGAAUUAAGAGUCUCUUGUUCCCUCAUUUGGCUGGGAGUUUCCUCUUGAAGAGGAAACUGCAGAGACUUGGUAAACUUUUUUAAAAAAAAAAGGAAAUCAGAAAUGAUUGCUUGCACCAUUUUCCUGGGUCAGCAUUUGGUGUACAUGAAUGGAAAGCGCCAUUCAGCACAGAAGACUGCUGGCAUCUCCCUGUUCCAGAUGCUUCAAUGACUUAAAGUUUGCCCGUGUUCGGUUAAAAAUCAAAUUCAAACCAGAAGACUGGGGAAAGAACAGAUAGUUUGCAGAGAAUUUGCGAGAUUGUGCCUGGAAUGCAGAAAGCCUGCGUAGCUGCCCCAAGUAGAGAAUCGGACUCCGGUUCCCGCCUCUGUCUGGAACGGCUGGGGCUGCUGGGCCAGCCAGAGGGACUGCAGAGGCUCCCAGCUGUCGCCUUGUUCUUGCCUGAAGUUGAUGGAAGUUGGGUUUCUCUUUCAGCACACAGUCUGUGUUCAAUAAAGGUGUUCAAAGAU
Messenger RNA from Candoia aspera, 1591 nucleotides. RefSeq names its product testis expressed 261 (gene TEX261). The record is from RefSeq and is a predicted model, not a curated record. Gene Ontology annotation, biological process: endoplasmic reticulum to Golgi vesicle-mediated transport. The transcript is spliced from 6 exons. Lineage: Eukaryota; Metazoa; Chordata; Lepidosauria; Squamata; Candoiidae. Gene Ontology annotation, cellular component: endoplasmic reticulum membrane; Golgi membrane; COPII-coated ER to Golgi transport vesicle. Bases 39 to 629 code for a protein of 196 amino acids. Gene Ontology annotation, molecular function: COPII receptor activity.